GUGAUGCCAUUAAGAAUUCUUUCCCGGUUGAUGUUCGUAAAGACAUGACCGUUGGGCACCUCAAAAAAUUGAUCAAGGAGAAGAAAGAACCCCAUUUUAACCAUAUCUCCGCAAACAAACUGAUUUUAUGGAGUGUUAAUAUUCCUACUGAAGGUGAAGAUCUGAAAACCAAAAUAUACGCCGAAAAUAUCAAAGAAAAAUAUCAAGGUAUAAUGUUAUAUCCAUUCAAAACUGUUGGAGAAUAUUUUCACGAAUCCACUAGAAACAUCC
Acaulospora morrowiae is the source of this 270-nucleotide messenger RNA. Lineage: Eukaryota; Fungi; Glomeromycota; Glomeromycetes; Diversisporales; Acaulosporaceae. The record is from the annotation of a GenBank genome assembly.